UCUCAAAGAAAGACUCUCUGUCUCUAUUCCUCUCUCUCCCUCCCUCUCUCUCUCUCUGAACUUAGAAUCACAUUCUUUUCAAUUUUAGUUUUUGUUUCUGCGAUCUUCAGCCUCAAGGCUACUGUGCUUCUGGGCACCUCUUAAGUUCUCUGCAUUUUUUAGGGUUCUUUUGAUUCUGAAUUGGAUUACAACUCUGCUUUGCUAAAUUGCUGGCACUCUAUCAGUUCAUGAGAAUACCAAAAGUUUUGACCUGACCAGUGAACUGCCAAAGUAAAGGACAAGGUAUAGUACUCAGGACAUGGGCUGUCUGGUGUCCACUCCAAAGGAUUCUGGUGGAAAUAGAAGGAGACCAGGGAGUAUCGGGGAAGUUUCUGUCUAUGUUCCCGGUCUAAGAAUUCCUAAACCAGUUGAUUUUGCACAGUCACUUGGUGAUUACUUGUCCAAGAAUACAGUGGAACGUCUAUCUGCUCUUAGAACUCGUAUAGUUGUAAUGGCUAGCCAAGAAGGUCCGACAAUUACAAGAACAAAAAGAAAAAGUGCCACCCAACAUGGAGGUUCAACACUGUCUGAUCUUCAGCAGGCUCUUGAAGACUACUUGCCAGUACUUUUGGGAUUAGUCAAAGAUGGAAGCCAUUUACAAUACAAAGUACAAUUUGUUUGGGUGAAUCAGGAGGAUGAUGCAGAGGAAACAGCCAUGUCUAAUGCUUGGUAUGAAGUGUUGUCAGUUUUGCACUUGAUGGCAAUGCUAUUGCUAUCACAAGCUAAUUUAUUACUUCUUCCUAGAACAUCUACUGAUGGUAAUCAGCCAAAAGUAUCAGAAGAAAGCAGACGAGCUUCUGUUGAUAUCUUUUUAAAGGCGGCUGGGUUUCUGGAUUGUGCUGUCAGGAAUGUUCUUCCACAGUUGCCUGCUGAACUCAGGAGAAACUUACCAGUAGACCUUGCAGAAGGAGUUCUUCGAGCACUCUGUCUACAAGCAUUGGGACAGGGUGUGGAUAUCCAACUUGGAAUGGCAAUUGAUAGUACCAAAGCCACUCUUGCAGUGAAGCGUAGACUUGCAUGUGAGAUGGUGAAAUAUUGGCAACAGGCUCAAGAUAAUAUUAUGAACCUUCCGUUAGCAAAUGGUUGGGGUGAAAAACACCGCCUUUAUGUGAAAUGGAAGUAUGCUGAAGCAAAGGCUGCAGCAUAUUAUUAUCAUGGUUUGAUUCUUGAUGAGGGAAAUACAGAGAAAUCACAUGGGAUGGCUGUAGCUGCUUUGCAAGCAGCGGAUGAAUAUUUCAAAGAAAGUAAGAAGCUGUGCGAGGCGUUCAAUGCAGCAACUCCAUUGUCAAGAAAUCCACCACUUUGGGGGACCAUGAAAUAUCUCUGUGAAAAAAUUCCUAAGGAUACUUCAAGCAAGGUGCGGAUAAACCGCGAUCUGUACUCUUAUGAGAGAAUCAUGGAGACAGCACCAACAUUGCCUGAUUUUGCCUUGGCCUUGAAACCAGAUGACUAUCAACUUCCUCCGGUGGAUCCCUCUUGGAGAACAGAAAACGUGAAUGGGGGACAAACCGGUGCCCCCAACCAUCUCAAGGGAUGAUAAAUGAUAAAACCUUACCAAUUUGAAGACCUCAGAAAUGCCAGCUUAUCUUAAACAAGGAUGUUAGUCAACUUCAAGCUUCAAGCUAAGAAGGGUGGUUUUUCAAUGCUUGUCAAUAUGAGAAGAAAAUUUAACUAUUUCUGACUUUUUCUCUACGGUUUGCCUCUUUUCUUCUUAGAUUAAUUUCCUUCCUUCAUCCAAAUAUUUGAAAAAAAAGGGCCUGCAACUGGAAAUAGAGCUUCAAGUUGUGUUCAAUGUAAAUUGUCAACUGGGGGAAAUGAAAGGGUUUCCUUGCCAAUACCCAAAUAAUAAGAUUGCUGUUUUGUUUCAUAGUACAGGCAGUCAAAUCCUCCAUUUUUAAACCAAGUUGUUUAAGUGAUCGUGUGUAAAAUUGACUUGUGCAUUGCAGAGAAAGAAUGAUUUCCAUUAGGUUGCGUUAAAAUUCGAAAGAAUUUGAAGUGGACGGGAAUUUAGGACAUUUUAAACAAUAGUGUACCAUGACAAUUAAA
This is a messenger RNA of Gastrolobium bilobum, 2085 nucleotides long. RefSeq lists its product as uncharacterized. The coding region runs from base 299 to 1576 and encodes 425 amino acids. The record is from RefSeq and is a predicted model, not a curated record. The transcript is spliced from 13 exons. Lineage: Eukaryota; Viridiplantae; Streptophyta; Magnoliopsida; Fabales; Fabaceae.